AUGAAAAGAACACUGGAAGAAGCGAUUAACGAAUACGAGCCGCCAAUCGCAGGUUUCAUUACUGCAUUAACUUCAAUUCACUUUAUUAAUUUUAUUUCAGUUAAAAAAAGCAGAAAGUCAUGAAGCCUGCGAGGCAGUUCUGUUUUUUUAAAUCAUCCGAAAAGAAAGAUUGCUCUGCAAUUUUUUUAUAUCUAGGAUGGGAGCAUGACGGCCUCGUGCAACAGCCCAACAAUUACAAUACCGUCGAAUUUGUGAGUUUUAAUUCAUAUAAUAUAAAGGUAUCAUCUUUUUUUAGCACAUCAUGAUGGCGCUAAAAAAGACACGGUUGAUAGAAAGUUGGGAGGAGUGCGACUAUUCACGAUGCGGCAGAACCGACAAGGGAGUCUCGGCUUUCAAGCAGACCGCCGCUCUGAUUGUCAGGUUUUUUCUAUCACUUUCGGUUAAAUCUUCUAGGUUUUCAGUUCUAAUGAUAAUUUGAUGGUUAAGGUCAGCAGAUAUGCUUGGCGACCACGUUUUCUGGGACUCUAACUCGGAGGAAGACAUUAUUUUGAAUUACAAGGGAACUGACGAGCUGAACUACGUCAAGAAUGUUGAAUGGAGUUCUUGCCAAAGUCGAUUCGGGUUUUUGCGUAAGUUCAGAUGUAUUCAGGCAGUAGAUAAAAUGGUCAAUUUUGUCAGAUGGGCUCCAGUUCGAAAAGAUUUCAAUGCGAGGUUCGCGUGUACUCAGCGAGCGUACAGGUACGCCUUCCCCAGAGCCGAUUUGGACGUCGAGGUGGAUUUUAGAAAGAUUUUCUGUGUUUCAUAAAUGUAGUGUUGCAGAAAAUGCGAGAAGCAUGUCUGAAACUGAUUGGCGAGCACGACUUUUCCAACUUUUGCCAGGUUUUCAACUUUUACAAUUAGAAUUUUUUAAAAAUUGCUUUUUCUGUUUCCAUAGCUUUUCUAAAAUUUUUGAAACUUCGAAAAUCCAAUUAAAAUUUUUCUUUUUCCAGACGGAAGUUCAAUUACCGAUUGUAAUUAUGCUUUUAUUUUAUGCUUUUCAGGCUGAAUUUAUCACAUAUUUUUAGUGCGCUUCAAAAGCUAUAAAUUUUCGUUCGAAUCGCUAUUAAACUUCCAAAAAAAGUAAAUAUUCUUUGAUUGUAUCAAUUUUUUCAGAUUGAUAUGAACGAAAAACGAGUGGAACAGUCGUACGUGAGGACAGUUCUGGACGUCGCCAUCGACGAGUUCAGCAAGUAAUUCGAGACGAACUUCCUCAGAACUUCUUUCUUGUUCAGAAAAGAAGAGGACGAGACGAAGAAUCCGACGGAAAUGUUGCAGUUGACUGUCGUGGGGACGGGAUUUCUCUGGCACAUGAUUCGAUUCAUAGUCACUGUCCUCGUCGAAGUCGGCCGCGGGAAAGAGGAACCCACCGUGAGUUGAUGAGAAAAGAUAUAUCAUUUAUUUUAGCUUCAGUGAUAAGAAUGGCCGUUUUUGUUUUGGAAUUUCAACUUUUCUAAUUUAUCCGUCGAAAAAUGACAUUUCCGGUUUUCCAAUGCUUUUCUCAGUUUUUCUUCUUUUUUUUUCAAAGUCUCUUUUCAUUUUUAAAAAUUGAAGUUUCUGUAUUUAUUUUCAUUUUUUUUUUUGACUAAGUUCGGAUGCAGGCGCUUUUUUUCAUGUUCCAAUAUAUAUUCAUGCUUUUUUUUACAAGCUAGUGUUGAAACUUGCAUUCGAAGAUUUGCCGAAAAGUUUUUUUUUCGUUUUCUGGAAGACGAUUUUCAUUUUUAAUCAGACAAUUACUAUACUCUGUUCAAAAAAGAAUUUCCGACAGAAACCAUUAAAUUUCGAUUUUAUUCCAGGUCGUAGAUGAUUUGCUGGACAUUUCCAAGACGCCGUCUCGCCCUCAAUAUACGACGGCUUCCGAAGAUCCGUUGUGUCUUUUCGAUUGCGAGUGAGAUUUUUAAAUCAUCAUUUAUCGAUUUUCAGGCAUUUUUGUAACAUGAUAACAUGAAGAAAUCUAAUUUUUAGGUAUGGAGAAUCUUUGGAUUGGCGAAUGGACAAGACCGUCUUGGAUUCGACGAUUUCUCACUUGCAAAAAGUUUGGGCCACCUAUAAUUCGAGGUUUUCCUGAGUACUUCUUUGUCCUCCUAGAAACAUGUUUUCAGAUCGAAAAUGGUCGAAGACAUGGUUUCCUCAUUGGCCGACCGUUCGGAAAGUCCAGACAUGAACAAGGGAUUGAUAGAGUUUGUUCUGGUCAGUUAUUUUUCUGUAAAAAAGCAAAAUUGAUGUAUUCAGGACCAUCCGGUCAGUCAAAAUCACGUCAAGUUUGCGGAUCGCCCGAAAUGCGACAGUUUGAAAAAGAAACGAGAGAAGCUCGAGUUGAAAAAAGGAGCCAAAAUAGAAGAAACGAUGGUGGAAGAAGUGAAGAAAGAAGUGGAAAGUGAAGCAGAAGAAGAUGGAGAAGGAGAGGGAAAAGAAUCAGAGAAAGAAGAGGAAGAGGAACAGAAACAAGAGGAAAUCCAAGAAGAUGACGAAGAUGAAGACGAGGAGGAGGAAGAAAUGGAAAAGGAAGGGGAAGAAGACAAGAAAAUCGAGGCUGAAUAA
Messenger RNA from Caenorhabditis auriculariae, 2577 nucleotides. The record is from the annotation of a GenBank genome assembly. Lineage: Eukaryota; Metazoa; Nematoda; Chromadorea; Rhabditida; Rhabditidae.